Setaria italica (foxtail millet) is the source of this 1516-nucleotide messenger RNA. Its product is annotated as probable F-box protein At4g22030. The transcript has a single exon. NCBI's taxonomy places the organism in Eukaryota, Viridiplantae, Streptophyta, Magnoliopsida, Poales, Poaceae. The record is from RefSeq and is a predicted model, not a curated record. Bases 102 to 1376 code for a protein of 424 amino acids.
ACAGCGUUUGAUCAUCAAAGACUGUAAUAACAAGCAACAAGUUGUUGACAAGUGUGUGGAAGCUCAUCGUGGACAGUGUGCACACUGCACAGACGGUCGCCAUGGAAGGACUUCUCCAGUCGCAAGUCGGCGCCGCGCCGCUCCCGGCGGCGACGCGCCCGCGCAUCGGGAGGAAGAACCGGCUGCCGUGCGCCCGGGCGAGCGUGCGCGGCGGCGUCCGGCAGCUGGCGGUCAGCAUCGACGAGCUGAGGCUCGCCCGGGACGCGGUCGUCGCCGGCGGCGCCGAGGACCACGCCGUGAACGGGCACGCGCCCGCCGGCGGCAAGGCGGCCGAGAAGCUCCGCGCGGUCGCGGAGGCGGCGGCGGACCGCGCCGAGAUGCACGACAUCAUCGGGCGGCAGCGGGACAACUGGAACCACCUGCUGCUCCACUCCACCAACUCCCUCACGCUCGCCGCCUCCGUCAUGGCCGCGCUCGCGCCCGCCGCGCCGAGCAUGGUCGCGCUCAAGGCCUCCGCCGGAGUCCUCCUCGCCACCGCCGCCGUCACCAUGGCCGCUGUCAACAAGAUCCAGCCGUCGCAGCUCGCCGAGGAGCAGCGCAAUGCCACGCGCCUCUGGAGGCAGCUCGAGCGCGACGUCCGCGCCGCGCUCGACGGCCACGGGGCGACGCCGGCGGCCACCGAGGCCUACGUCCAGGACGCCAUGGACAGGGUGCUCGCGCUCGACGCGGCGUACCCGCUGCCGCUGCUCCCCGGCAUGCUCGACAAGUUCCCCAAGACCCUCGAGCCCACCCGGUGGUGGCCGAAACGGCAGGUCAAGAACAGCAAGCCGGCCAACAAUGGCACCCGGCGAGGCGCCACGGCCGGGAACGGCUGGACGCAGGACCUGGAAGACGAGAUGCGCGGCAUCGUGCGGGUGCUCAGGGCCAAGGACGAGCAGGAGUACGUGACGGCCGGCAAGCGUGUGCUCGCCGUCAACCGGGUCCUCGCCGUGGCCGGGCCGGCGCUCGCUGGCGCGGGCGCGGCCGCCGCGGCCUUCGCCGGCGCCGCCGGCGAGGCCGGCUCCUGGGCCUCCGGCGCGGCCGUCCUCUGCGGCGCGCUGGCAGCGGCGGCGAAUACGGUGGAGCACGGCGGGCAGCUGGGCAUGCUAUUCGAGCUGUGCCGCAACGUCUCCGGGUUCUACCGCAAGGUCCAGGAGGACAUCGAGGCGUGCCUGGACGAGGCCGACGUCGAGCGGAGGGAGAACGGCGAGGUGUUCGAGGCGAAGGUGGCACUGCUGCUCGGCCGGAGCACGUCGGACCUCAGGCAGUUCAGGGAGAUGGCGUUGCCGUCGUUCAAGGACGAGGACAUGAAGGAUUUCGCCGGGAAACUGUUUUAGAUUAUCCUGACCAAAUCUGGCUGUAGAUGUAUAGAACAAUGACAGAAUUCAUUGGUUAUUUAACAACAACGUAUAGAACAAAAUUUGAGCCUAUCAGUAGUGUUUCUAUAAAUCAUUCGACAUGCAUGUGUCUCUGAAUA